UUCAAAAAACGACACGCACACGACGUGCACAGACGACCAAAACGAAGACGACCACGACGGCCAGAAAUAAGCAAAUUAUUUAGCUAACAAUCGUCGAAAGGGACACUAAGGAUUACCCAGCCGACGAUUUGCAUUUAAACGAGCGCAUAUAUAGCGGAUGCAUAUAUAUGCAGAAUACGAGAAAAAGUGUUAAUUCUAAUUUUCCCUAAUUAUUCAUAAUUACGGAAAACUUGCAAGGAGAAUUUAUGACGUGGCUAAAGUGCUAACCACGCUGGAAACUCGAGGAUAAUUUGUUGUUUUGAUUAUUAUGGGGCGGCUAACCAUUUGGUUCCUACUGGGACUAACGUUAAUCGCCGUCUCCAAUAAUGUUGGGUUUGUCAAUGCCGAUGUCGGACCAAGCGAAUCAGAAUGUCGACCCUACAUUGAAAAGGCCAUACAUGAAUUGAAAACAGAUGGUGUCAAAGAUGGAUCUGGAGAACUGCAAUCCGAUCAGCCACGUGGGGACGACGACGAUGAUGACGAUGAUGGUGGGCUAUCCGCGAUUGAGAAAGAGACGAUUGAAAUUGAAACUGUCGAAUUGGAUUCCACAGAAGACGCGAAAAGUGCCAACGAUUUAGAUGGAGAUGGCAUCCCCGAUGACGAGGACGAUGAUAUCGAUGGGGAUGGCAUACCGAACGACAAGGACGAUGAUAUCGAUGGAGAUGGCAUACCAAACGACGAGGAUGAGGACAUUGAUGGCGAUGGCAUCCCGAAUGAAGAGGACGAUGAUAUCGAUGGGGAUGGUGUGCCCAACUCCAAGGACGAGGACAUCGAUGGGGAUGGUGUGCCCAACUCCAGAGAUGAAGACAUCGAUGGCGAUGGCAAGGCGAAUCACGAGGAUGAUGAUCUAGAUGGCGAUGGCACUCCAAAUCAUGAGGACGAAGAUCUUGAUGGAGACGGUGUGCCAAAUGAGGAAGACGAUGAUCUAGAUGGAGAUGGAAAAAUCAAUCAUGAGGAUGAAGAUCUUGAUGGUGAUGGAGUGAACAAUGAAGAUGAUGAAGAUCUGGAUGGUGAUGGCAAAGCUAACCAUGAGGAUGAAGAUAUCGACGGAGAUGGCGUGAAGAACGAAAAGGAUGACGAUUUGGAUGGCGAUGGCACCAACAAUUCCAAGGAUGAAGAUCUGGAUGGUGAUGGUGUGCCAAACGAGAAGGACGACGAUCUCGAUGGGGAUGGCAUCCUGAAUGAGCACGACGGUGAUGUGGAUGGCGAUGGAGUUCCCAACGAGCACGAUGACAAGGAUAGCGGCGAGAAUGCCGAUGACGACGACGAUGAUGAUGAGGAUGAGAAGGAAGCGGUGAAAAAGCGUAGCAAGCGUGAAGUGGAUGCUGCUCCAGUUCAUGACAUUGAGGCUCCACCAAGCCCUGCCGAAGAAUUCCCCGUAGAGGAGGAAAUCGUCAAGGAGGAAUCUGCUGAGGUGGAACCGGAAGUCGAGGCUGUGAAAGUAGAGGAGCCCGAACAGGAAGCUGUCCCGGAACCGGAAACCGAGGAAGUCGAACCAGAACCAGUUAAACAGGAAGAAGAGAAGCCCGUGCCUGAGGAAGUGAAGGUGGAGGAGAAGCCCGCUCCUGUCGAGGAAGCUGAGGAGGAACCUGUUCAGCAGGAAGCUGUUCCCAAGGAGCCCGAAGCCGUCCCAGAAGAUGCUGUCGAACCUGAGAAGACUCAGGAGGAACCACAAGCAGAUGCCGCCAAGGAAUCCGCUGAGGAUGACGAUGAUGAUGAGGAUGACACCAAGCCAGAGGAUGAGCUUCUCUGGGAAGGAGUCAUUCCCGAGAACCGUCGCAGUCGUCAGCACAUCACGGAACUGCUGCAGCUGGAUGAGGAGUUCAAUGCCCGCGAGAAGGCCACCGACAAUGUGGCCGAGAUCAUCUUGCGGGACAUCAAGCGCAUCUACGAGAACGCUGUUAAGCCCCUGGAGACCCUCUACAAGUACCGCGACCUGAGCAACCGCCACUUCAGCGAUCCCGAGAUCUUCUCCAAGCCACUGAUUCUGUUCAUGGGACCCUGGUCGGGUGGCAAGUCGUCCAUCCUCAACUAUCUGACCGACAAUGAGUACACCCCGAACUCUUUGAGAACUGGUGCCGAACCCUCUCCAGCCUACUUCAAUAUUCUGAUGUGGGGCAACGAGACGGAGGUUCUGGACGGAACCCAACUGGCGGCGGACUACACCUUCGCCGGCCUGCAGAAGUUCGGCCAGGGAUUGGAGGAGCGUCUGCGUGGUCUGAAGAUGAAGAGCAAGAUCCUCGAGAAGGUCAACAUCGUCGAGAUACCCGGCAUUCUAGAGGUGCGCAAGCAAGUGUCCCGAGUCUUCCCCUUCAACGACGCCUGCCAGUGGUUCAUCGAUCGGGCGGACAUCAUCUUUCUGGUCUACGACCCGGCCAAGUUGGAUGUGGGUCCCGAGACGGAGGCCAUUCUCGACCAGCUGAAGGGGCGUGAGUACCAGACGCGCAUCAUCCUCAACAAGGCGGACACCGUCAAGCCGGAGGAGUUGCUGCGCGUCCAGGGCGCCCUCAUCUGGAACAUCUCGCCCCUGAUGUCCUCCGCCCAGCCCCCGCUGAUGUACACCACCUCACUGUGGACGCAUCCCUACCAGGAUGGUGCCCCCGCUCGCCUGCUGCUCGCUCAGGAGCGCGCCUUCCUGCGCGAUCUGCGCACGGCCAUCGACAAGCGCAUCGAGCACAAGAUCGCCAGCGCCCGCCGUUUCGCGGUGCGCGUGCGCAACCACGCCAAGAUGGUGGACUGCUACCUGAACACGUUCAACAACCACAAGACGCUGUUCGGCAACAAGAAGCGCAUCGCUGACGACAUUAUCGACCAUCCGCAGAACUACCACAUCUACGAGGGACUCUCCACGCUGACGAACAUCUCGCGCUACGAUCUUCCGGAUCCGGAGGUCUACCGCGACUUCUUCCGCCUGAACCCGCUGUACGAGUUCAAGAAGCUGAGGGACACCUGCACCUAUUUCCGCGGAUGUCCGAUCACCAAACUGGACCUGGCCAUUGCCUACGAGCUGCCCGAGUUGGCCGGCAAGUACAAGAAGAUGUCCGAGGCGGCCUUGGCCAGCAUCGAGGCCCAGCAACGGGAUGGUGGGUCCCAGAACCAGGCCGAUCCCAAAAAGACGAGUUGAGGUGUUGGCUCCUCCAGAGGAGAAAACCUGCCAUUUAGUUUGUUUUAGCGAGAGAUAGAGAGAAUGUGACAUCGGCACCGGUAACCGUCUAUAGGGAAUUUAUAUCGACAAGGGAGAAAUGUUAUAGAACCCCCCAAAAUCGGUAGAGAACAACAGCGCAAGACAAAAAACAAGGACAUUGUUUUUGAGGAAAGAGAGGGAGAGAGACAGAGCUAACAAGAGGGAGAGAAAUAGAGAAAAGGGGAGAGAGAGGGCAAGAGCGAUUUGAAAUAGCAACGGUUGCUUUAGAGAACUUUUGAUUUCAACCGCCUUGCAAGAGAUCUUUAUUUUCACUUACUUAACAUAACUUAACCGAACUGAGAGCUUUAUGAGAGGAAAACCAAUGUAAUAUCGAGAGCCAAACACACUAUCACACACUGAAUACUUUCAUAUUUAACCGAGUAGAGAGGUCACAUAACACACCGAGUCUUUUCUAGGCGAGUAGAUCAGCACUUAACCCAUAACUGAGAGCAAUAACUAAUAGACGAACUAUCGACGAAUUCUAAUCCAUCACCAUAACCCCCUAAUACGACCCCUCAUCGGCUAGCAUCCCGUUAUAAUUCCCAAGUGCCCAGUUUUUUUCUUUUCUUUCCUUGAAUAGUAGUGGACAACAGCGCAGAGUUUUGAUUUUGAGAUCUGAGAUUUGAGUUUAGAGCAAAUGGAACUUCGUAAAGUUUUGAUUUUUUAGUUUUUUGGUUCCUGUCCCUGACGAUUUUUCGUAGUUGAUAAGACUUUUUUGAUAAAAGCAAACAGUGAAGACGAUAAUAAAGAAUUUAACCUACUUAAAUAAAUUAAAUGAACUUGUUGACGAGCGUGAGCAGCUCAAGCUAUAAAAUACUAUUAUCAAUUUUACACACUGAAAACCCAUGUAAAAUGAACUGUGAGAGCGGGUGAAAUACACAAAUAAAUAAAAACAACAGAAAACCCCAAGCAA
This is a messenger RNA of Drosophila suzukii, 4136 nucleotides long. Lineage: Eukaryota; Metazoa; Arthropoda; Insecta; Diptera; Drosophilidae. The record is from RefSeq and is a predicted model, not a curated record.